This is a messenger RNA of Truncatella angustata, 3400 nucleotides long. Its product is annotated as CHAT domain-containing protein. Lineage: Eukaryota; Fungi; Ascomycota; Sordariomycetes; Amphisphaeriales; Sporocadaceae. The record is from RefSeq and is a predicted model, not a curated record. Gene Ontology annotation, molecular function: protein binding. The transcript has 2 exons. The coding region runs from base 99 to 3062 and encodes 987 amino acids.
GAGAACAUUCGACUUCAAGAAAGUUCUCAAAAGUCAGACAGUGAAACUUCUAUCUGUUAACUCUCCCGGAAUCCCAUUCGCGUAUUGAAUGACUAACCAUGGCAUUACCUUUGAAAAACCUGAACCAGGGGUUGAGCGUGGCUGAACUAGAUGAUGAGAUGCAAAAGGCUAGCCGCACCAUUGUCCAAACAGAGUUGGGCAGCAAAGAGCAUGUGUAUGCACUACAUCGGAUGGGCGUUAUCUACAGAUUCAAGUACGAGAAGACCCGCAAGCUUGCUGACAUAACAGAGUCAGUGAGGCUGGGCCAAGAAGCGAUCCAUGGUGAUGUUGAGGAUGAGUUUGAAACUGACGACAUAUUGUCAAUGUACGAUGAGCUGGCCGCAUCAUUAUCGUAUCUGUUUGGUGUGAAUCGCCAGGUACGCGAUAUUGAUGCGGCCAUUCAUUGGCAACAAAAGGCUUUACUACUUUCCCAAGAGGACUCCUAUGACAUGUGGUGGGCACGAAAACGGCUAGUCCAAUGCAUCCAUACAAAAGCCGCCCAUACACGGAAGAUGGAAUUCAUUGAGGAUGCCAUCAAAAGGCUGAAGACAUUCAUAGAGGAGCCCAAUGACAGCAAUCCUUACUUUGCAGACUUAUUGAGUCGGUUCGCAGGGACUCUGGUGAUGCGCUACAAGGAGUCAGCGUCACAAGACUUGGAGGACUUGGAGAUGGCCAUUCGCUAUGGUUAUGAAGCAUCCAGCAUUGAGGAUUUGACGGAGCGGGAUCAGAUAUAUGCGGAGCUUGCAACUGAUUUGCGCGAACACCAUCAAGCUACGGGGUUAUUCGGUGGUCUGGAAGAGUCGUUGAGGAUUACCAAGCUCAACCUUGCAAGCCAGACCAGAGAAUCACGAUGGAAGUUCGAUGAUCUUUGCGACUAUGGCAGUCGCCUCCUUGCGAAAUGUCAUCGAAUGAACAACACACGAGCUGAUCCGGAUGAGUUCUUCAAACUCUUCGGGGAAGCUAUCGAAGUCGCUUCCGAAGCGGAGAAAAUUUGCUACGAGAGCUCAAUGCCCGAUGGCGACAAGAUUGACCUACUCAUCCUCUUUGGCGAAAUAUAUUGCCUGCAGCAGAGUUUAGAAGAUGAUUUGAGUCAUGGGGUGCGGGCCAUUAGCUUGUUACAGCAGGCCUUGUUUCAUGGACCGGAGAACCAUUGGGCGAUAGUCCGAGCGCUUUCGACUUUAUCCAAGGUCCAUGAAGCCCAGCACAAUAUACUAAAAAAGUUGGGGCAUAAUGAUGAGGCUAACGAACACCUCAAACAAGCCGUUGAGCAUGAAAGGCAGGUCCUUGACAGCUUUCCGGACAAGAACAACCCGAUAUUUGCAGAGCAUUGCCAGCUUAGUGGAGAGCUCCUCAUCAAGGCGUAUACAGAGAACUCUGAUGAGUCGCUGCUAAAACUUGCCAUCAGGAACUACAUGGCAGCCUUGAGGGCUGAAAAUGGGUCUCCAGUUGCCCGCAUAACGGCUGGAAUGGCUGCAUCGUUAUUCAUGGAAAAUGACCAGGAUGCUCACCAGGUACUCCAGCAUGCCAUGGCCAUUCUCCCCCAACUCAAUCCCCAGGACAUGGCGAUCGAGGACUUACAGUACACACUACGCCAGGUCUCAGGACUCUCCAGUAUGGCUGCAGCCCGCGCGCUUGGGGUCGGACGUCCCGUUGUAGAAGCCUUGAGCUCGUUGGAAACCGCAAACUGUAUCAUUACAGGGACAUUUAUCAAUACACGCGAAGACUUGUCCCAAUUGCGUCUCAUAAAUUCACAACUCGCUGGACGGUACGAAUUAGGCCGAACUGAAAUGUCUACCCUCACCAAACAGCAGAACACAGCAGGCGGCUUCUUCACUGCCAGGUCUAGAGCCAGAGUACUCUCUGAAGAGCUCAAAGCAAUAGAAACCCAGAUUAGGGAAGUGGAAGGAUUCAAGAAGUUCCAAAAGCCGUUCGAUGAGGAGGACUUUCGAGCCCUAGCCUCUGAGGGUCCCAUCGUUACAAUCAAUGUGUCGCCGCGACGCUGCGACGCGAUCAUCGUGACUGAAGAACACAUCGACUCUAUAGCUCUCCCACUGUUGACCGAAGAUGAACUCGAAAAGCGGCUAGCAGAACUAGGAUCCUAUGGCAACGAUGCUAGGAGGGAUGCACGACUACGUCGAAAGAAGUCUCCAGACGGGCAAGUGAGCGGUAUCUUGUCCUGGUUGUAUACGGUGGCAGUGAAGCCUAUCCUAGAUGCCACACCGCUGAAGCCAGGAAAGCGCAUAUGGUGGGUAGCAGCAGGUCUCGCCGGCCGCGCACCUCUUCACGCUGCUGGAAACCACCAAGAAGGCUCUACCGACAACGCCCAAGCACGUGUGAUAUCUUCUUAUACCCCGUCCUUCAGGGCGUUACGGCAUGCGAGAAAUCAACCAGCCCUGAACUCGCUUCAGCGAUCCAUGUUGCUUGUGACUGUGGCAUCUAACCCGGCUCCCCAUAGGAGCCUGAAUACGCAGUACGAAGAGGAAGUCACAAAACGCAUUUUCGACAAGAAUCUCACUCAUCUAUCGCAGCCUGACCCAGAAUCUGUCUUGAGAGAAUUACCCCAUCACCCAUUCGUUCACUUUGCGUGUCAUGGUGUCGUAUCAGUACUAAACCCCUCGGAAAGUGGGCUCGUGCUAGUCAAGGACAACAGGCCUGCAAUGGUAACGGUAUCGGAUCUCCAGUCUGUCCAGAUCAAGGCGGGACUGGUCGCCUAUCUAUCGGCCUGCUCCACAGCAGAACAAAAGGAUCCCUACCUUGUAGACGAGGCCCUACACUUGAGCAGUGUAUUCCAGGCGCUAGGGUUUCGGCACGUGAUCGGAACAGUUUGGGGCGCAGAUGACUUUGCGGCCGGCGAGGUUGCAAGGAGAUUCUACGAAAAGAUCAGUUCAGCUCUGAGCUCGGGUCAGAGCAGCGAGUUGCACGUCGCAAAAGCUCUGCACGACGCGGUGCUGGAAUACAAGGCCAUGGUGGAUCCGCAGAAAGAUGUGCUGAAAUGGGCUCCAUUUGUGCAUAUCGGCACAUGAGAGAUUUGCCAGGCGUCUUUCGAUUUUAACAUGCCUUCGUUAAAAAUUACUAUAAUAAUAUUCUUUUAUUCGUUCAUCUGAUCUAUAUAUAUCGCAGCAAGCCCCCAGUCACGACCACAGAUUCAAGAGCCUUCCCCGAUGCAGUAAACCUUGACCAUGCCAGUCGAAUCGUUGCCUUUAAAGAUAUAGACCUUGCUAGAUUCAAUAAGGGGCCGUGCAGUCCUCAAGCGGACCAUGCAGACUUCAGAUUGCCCCAUCCUAGCUUUGCAUCACUGCGCUCGCUCGUAUCCACCACAAUAAUUAGGUUGUCGACCAAAGCUUCUCUGAAUUGGUCAAGA